AUGGGGACGAUUUACAAUCUCCCAGAAGAUAUCGUACUAGAUAUGUUGAAUAGGCUACCUGUUGAAACUGUUUUGGAGUGUAAGUUGGUUUGCAAACCUUGGAAAGAUGUUGUUCAUCAUCCAUCCUUCCCUCAAAAACACUUGAACCAUCAUCUUGAUGAUUCUGAUAAGUUGAAUUUUAUUUUCUCAAAUCUUGAACAAGAUCCUGAAGAACUUUAUUAUGCAGAAUAUGAUGAGGAUUAUCAUGAGGUACCCUUUAAUAGAAAUGUAAGAAUCAAUUUAAGCCCUCUAUUUUACAAGUAUGGUUGUUCAUUAGCUGGUUCUUGCAAUGGUUUGAUUUGCUUCAAUUCAUAUUAUGAGGGUUACUAUGGACCUGUUUACAUCUGUAAUCCAAUCACCAGAGAGUAUGUUAUCCUUCCAGAAUUUGAAGGGCAGUGCUGGUGGACUGUCUUUGGUUACAUUCCUUCAACCAAUGAGUACAAGGUUGUUAGGAUAUGUGAGACUGGGGGAGACUCAAAUUUCGGGAUUGUUCAGGUGUAA
Molecule: messenger RNA, 540 nt
Organism: Papaver somniferum (opium poppy)
Lineage: Eukaryota; Viridiplantae; Streptophyta; Magnoliopsida; Ranunculales; Papaveraceae
Product: F-box protein At3g07870-like
Exons: 1
Coding region: 1-540 (179 amino acids)
Molecular function (GO): protein binding
Source: RefSeq, a predicted model, not a curated record